This is a messenger RNA of Pecten maximus, 696 nucleotides long. RefSeq lists its product as uncharacterized. The coding region runs from base 1 to 696 and encodes 231 amino acids. NCBI's taxonomy places the organism in Eukaryota, Metazoa, Mollusca, Bivalvia, Pectinida, Pectinidae. The transcript has 2 exons. The record is from RefSeq and is a predicted model, not a curated record.
AUGACUGGCGAUAGGCCUUGGAUGGUCACAACCAGAUUGAGGCCAUUCUUUUGGAUCUCUCCCAGGCCUUUGACUGUCUUCCACGUGACUGUCUUCCACGUGACCUGUUCCCCAGGAAGCUCUAGGAAGCUCUCAUCUUUUGGGAUAUCGACUGAGGCUGUUAGUCUCACGAGUAGCUAUCUAUCGACUAAGGCUGUUAGUCUCACGGGUAGCUAUCUGUCGACUGAGGCUGUUAGUCUCACGGGUAGCUAUCUGUCGACUGAGGCCGUUAGUCUCACGGGUAGCUAUCUGUCGACUGAGGCUGUUAGUCUCACGGGUAGCUAUCUAUCGACUAAGGCUGUUAGUCUCACGAGUAGCUAUCUAUCGACUGAGGCUGUUAGUCUCACGAGUAGCUAUCUGUCGACUGAGGCUGUUAGUCUCACGGGUAGCUAUCUGUCGACUGAGGCUGUUAGUCUCACGAGUAGCUAUCUGUCGACUGAUCAUGAGGCUGUUAGACUCACGAGUAGCUAUCUGUCGACUGAGGCUGUUAGUCUCACGAGUAGCUAUCUAUCGACUGAGGCUGUUAGUCUCACGAGUAGCUAUCUGUCGACUGAGGCUGUUAGUCUCACGAGUAACUAUCUGUCGACUGAGGCUGUUAGUCUCACGAGUAGCUAUCUGUCUGGGGAACAGGAAGCAGAUGGAACUUAUGGCCUUUGA